Messenger RNA from Piliocolobus tephrosceles (Ugandan red Colobus), 1137 nucleotides. It is a transcript of the gene GLYAT, whose product is annotated as glycine-N-acyltransferase. The transcript has 6 exons. The coding region runs from base 151 to 1041 and encodes 296 amino acids. Gene Ontology annotation, biological process: glycine metabolic process. The record is from RefSeq and is a predicted model, not a curated record. Gene Ontology annotation, molecular function: glycine N-benzoyltransferase activity; glycine N-acyltransferase activity. Lineage: Eukaryota; Metazoa; Chordata; Mammalia; Primates; Cercopithecidae. Gene Ontology annotation, cellular component: mitochondrion.
CUGGAGGAGGUGUAUCAAAACUUACUCUGCGAGACUCUGCUGAACCGACUGCAUCAGGGAAAAUUUCAUCUCCCAGAAGGGUGCGUGCGGCUCAUCAUUUCUUCCUGGAAACAUCUGCAGAGACUUGCUUUUCAGGCUAAGGUAUCCUCCAUGAUGUUACCAUUACAAGGUGCCCAGAUGCUGCAGAUGCUGGAGAAAUCCUUGAGGAAGAGCCUCCCAGCAUCCUUAAAGGUUUAUGGAACCGUCUUUCACAUAAACCAUGGAAAUCCGUUCAAUCUGAAGGCUGUGGUGGACAAGUGGCCUCAUUUUAAUACAGUGGUUGUCUGCCCUCAGGAGCAGGAUAUGACAGAUGACCUUGAUCACUAUACCAAUACUUACCAAAUCUACUCCAAAGACCCCCAAAACUGUCAGGAAUUCCUUGGAUCACCAGAACUCAUCAAUUGGAAACAGCAUUUACAGAUUCAAAGUUCACAGCCCAGCCUGAAUGAGGCUAUACAAAAUCUUGCAGCCAUUAAGUCCUUCAAAGUCAAACACAAACAAAACAUUCUCUAUAUGGCAUCCGAAACAGCCAAGGAACUGGCUCCUUUCCUACUGGAAUCAAAGACUUUAUCUCCCAGUGGUGGCAAACCCAAGGCCAUCAACCAAGAGAUGUUUAAACUCUCAUCCAUGGAUGUUACCCAUGCUCACUUGGUGAAUAAAUUCUGGUCUUUUGGUGGUAAUGAGAGGAGCCAGAGAUUCAUUGAGCGCUGCAUUCAGACCUUUCCCACCAGGUGUCUCCUGGGGCCUGAGGGAACCCCUGUGUGCUGGAAUCUAAUGGACCAGACUGGAGAGAUGAGAAUGGCAGGCACCUUGCCUGAAUACCGGUCCCAGGGCCUUGUGACUUAUGUCAUCUAUGACCACGCCCAGAAUUUGGCCAAACUUGGCUUUCCUGUCUAUUCUCAUGUAGACUACAGCAAUGAAGCGAUGCAAAAAAUGAGUUACACACUGCAACAUGUUUCCAUUCCCAGAAGCUGGAACCAGUGGAGCUGUGUGCCUCUGUGAUGUCAAUCCUGAACAUAAGACAGCGUUGGGCAGGUCUGGGCAUGUAAUUGGAGGAGUGGAUGGUGGAUGAAAAGAAAGAAUAAAUUGUAAUCAGCA